GUCAGCAUGGAAGCGAAAGGGCAUGAUGCAAAUCCGGAAGAUGUAUCAUUGAGCGCCGUCAGAUCCAGCGGAAGUUCUGCCAGUCCGUUUUUAGUGUCAACUUGUCUUCGUGGCGCAGUGAAUGAAAACCCUUCCACACCGGUGGCUUUAACACAGAACCCUUUAUUCACUAAAUACGAAAUGGAACUUGAAACCCAGCGAAAAGUUAUCCCUUACCCCGGAAAAGAACAUAUUGAGCGGGUUUUAGAAGAGUAUUCUCAUCAGGUGAAAGAUUUACAGAGAAGACUGAAUGAAAGUGCUGAGAUGCAUGAAAAACAGAAAUUCCAUCUGAGACAGUCAGUUAUCGACUUGCAGACCAAGCUUCAAGAGAUGCAGAUGGAGAGAGACGCCUUGGUUGACAUCAGACGAAGGGAGACCCAUUCUCAGGAUGAUCUGAGGAACCAGCUCCAAAGUACAGUUCAUGAACUUGAAACUGCCAAGCGCCUUCAGGAAGAGAUGCUGAGGGAGAGCACUAGCCAGACAGAGCAGCUUAGAAAGAUAAUGCUCAGCCAUGAAGGUGUGCUUCAGGAAAUCCGGUCCAUUCUGAUGGACUAUGAAGAGACCACAGGCAAGAGAAUAUAUGAGCAUGAGACCAUCUCUUCUCUCCACGUCCGCAACUUGGGCACAGCUAUUAGUAAACUUCUAAGAGAGUUAGACACGGAAGUGUCUUAUCUUAAAGGGAGGAUUUUUCCAGUAGAAGACCAACUUGAAUCAUUGAAAACUGAAUCACAGAACAAAAUAGAGCUGCUUCUUCAACAGCAUCAAGAUAGGAUUGAGCAAUUAAUGAAUGAGCAUGAGCUUGAAGUAACAGGCCUGACAGAGAAAGCUAGCAGUGCCCGAAGCCAAGCAAAUAGCAUCCAGAGCCAAAUGGAAAUCAUUCAAGAACAAGCAAGGAAUCAAAAUUCAAUGUAUAUGCGUCAGCUCAGUGAACUGGAAUCUACUGUUUCUCAGCUGCGUUCUGAAUUAAGAGAAGCCAAAAGAAUGUAUGAAGACAAGAUAGAAGAUCUUGAGAAACAGUUAGUCCUGGCCAACUCAGAAUUGAAUGAGGCCCGCACUGAGCGUGAUCAGUUCAGUCAGGAAUCUGGAAACUUGGAUGACCAACUUCAGAAGCUGCUGGCUGAUUUACAUAAAAGGGAAAAGGAGCUAAGUUUGGAAAAGGAGCAGAACAAGAGGCUUUGGGACAGAGAUACUGGCAAUAGCAUCACCAUUGACCACCUGCGCCGGGAGUUAGAUGACAGGAACAUGGAAGUGCAGCGUCUGGAAACACUAGUGAAAACCAUGAAGACUGAGUGCCAAGGGCAGAUGGAGCGCCAGAUGGCAGCAAUUCAAGGAAAGAACGAAAGUCUAGAGAAAGUGUCUUCCUUGACAGCUCAAUUGGAAUCUACCAAAGAGAUGCUCCGCAAAGUUGUGGAAGAGCUGACUGCGAAGAAGAUGACCCUGGAAAGUUCUGAGAGAACCGUGUCUGACCUGACACAGUCUCUACAAGAGAAAGAGCGAGCCAUUGAGGCUACUAAUGCGGAGAUCACCAAGCUCCGUUCCAGGGUUGACUUAAAGUUACAGGAACUUCAACACCUAAAGAAUGAAGGGGACCACCUCCGGAAUGUGCAGUCGGAGUGUGAGGCCCUCAAGCUGCAGAUGGUGGAGAAGGACAAGGUGAUCGAGAUCUUGCGCCAACAGAUCGAGAACAUGACUCAGCUGGUUGGCCAGCAUGGGCGUACGGCUGGGGCUAUGCAAGUGGAAAAAACUCAGCUUGAAAAAGAGAUCAAUGAUCGGAAGCUAGAACUGCAGGAAUUCAAGAUAAUAAAAGACAAGAAAGAUUCCAAAAUACGUGAGCUCGAAGCCCGGCUAAGUGACUUGGAACUUGAAAAGGUGAAGCUGGUGAAUGCUGGAUCUGAACGGCUCCGUGCAGUAAAGGACAUGAAACAAGAGAGAGACCAACUACUAGCUGAGGUGAAAAAUAGUCGGAAUGAGCUCUCCAGUCUUUCAGAGGACUACGAAGUUUUGAAAAGAAAUUAUCGGAACAAAAGCGAAGAGAUGGAAUGUACCACGAACAAGCUGAAAAUGCAAUUGAAAUCUGCCCAGACUGAACUGGAACAAACAAGAAAUACUUUAAAGACAAUGGAAGGCUCUGAUGGCCAUGCCAUGAAAGUUGCAAUGGGAAUGCAGAAGCAAAUCACUGCCAAACGAGGACAGAUUGAUGCCCUGCAGAGCAAGAUUCAGUUCUUGGAGGAAGCAAUGACGAAUGCAUCUAAGGAGAAGCGUUUCUUAAAAGAAGAGAAAAAUAAACUAAGUCAAGAAUUGAGCCUUGUUGCAACGGAAAAAAAUAAAAUGGCAGGGGAGCUGGAGAUCCUGAGAUCCCAAGAGCGGCGCUUGAAAGAAAAAGUUGCUAACAUGGAAAUUGCUCUUGAUAAGGCAUCUUUGCAGUUUGCAGAAUGUCAAGACAUAAUCCAGCGUCAGGAGCAAGAAUCUGUACGCUUGAAACUUCAGCACACAAUGGAUGUAAAGGAACUUCAGGCUCCAGGCUACUCUCCAACCCCUUCAGUGAAACAGCGUAUUAUAACAUCGUUGCCUUCUUCCAGACCCCACUCUGCCAAUUUACCAUCUUCCCAGUCUUCCAUCAGCUAUGUAAGUCAUGUACCUCCCAAAGUUUCUGCUUUGAAGGAAGACCCAACAAGGGAUUUAAAACAACUUCUUCAUGAGCUGAGAAGUGUCAUCAAUGAGGAACCCUCUGUGUCAGUGCCGAAGAGUGAUGGUGACAUUGGGAGAGCACCCGCUGGAGGAGGCAUUCACAUGGGAGUAGAUGAUGCAGUCAGAGACCCACUUACUGAAUCUAAACUGAGAACAGAGUUGUUUAACAGAACAAAUGGAACAGAGGAGGACCAAAGAACACCAAGCAAAAACUCAGAAAUGAUGAGCAGAGAUCCUUCAACUCUACAUGCUGGAGACCUGGAGGACACAUCUAAUACCUUCAGUUUUCCAUCCAGUGUAAGUCCUUCAAUUGCAGUUGGUGGAAACCGCUAUGGCACUUCUCCUAAAAAGCCUCCAGCGCAUCCCAUCUUGUCCAGCUCAACUGAGGAUUCUCUGUCUUCCAAAUCAGACUACAGAGCUGUCAAACAUACCCAUUCAUCUGAUGUUAAAGCUUCUCCGAAUCAACCAGUAGAAACAACUGGAAAAACAUGUAGGAAGCUACAGAACAGACUGGAGAGUUUGCAAAAUCUGGUAGAAGAUUUACAAAUGAAAAACCAAGCAAUGUCUUCAAUGAUCAGAAAUCAAGAAAAAAGGAUACAGAAAGUCAAAGAUCAAGAGAAGAUGCUAUUGAAAUGAACCAUCCCUUGCUUCAUUUUUAUACAUGGACUAUGCCUAAUUAGCUGUCAUGUUUAAACAUACAUAUUAUUCUGUGGAAGGUUUUUUUCUGUGAAAAUUUAAUAAA
This is a messenger RNA of Gracilinanus agilis (Agile Gracile Mouse Opossum), 3469 nucleotides long. RefSeq names its product coiled-coil domain containing 158 (gene CCDC158). Bases 7 to 3363 code for a protein of 1118 amino acids. The record is from RefSeq and is a predicted model, not a curated record. NCBI's taxonomy places the organism in Eukaryota, Metazoa, Chordata, Mammalia, Didelphimorphia, Didelphidae. The transcript has 25 exons.